This is a messenger RNA of Leptinotarsa decemlineata (Colorado potato beetle), 1268 nucleotides long. Its product is annotated as armadillo repeat-containing protein 2. Gene Ontology annotation, biological process: cilium organization. NCBI's taxonomy places the organism in Eukaryota, Metazoa, Arthropoda, Insecta, Coleoptera, Chrysomelidae. The record is from RefSeq and is a predicted model, not a curated record.
AUUGCAUUAUAAAGAUUCUAUUCAUUUCUGAUGAGUAUUCCCCAAUGGUAAUAUUUAUAUUAAGCUCAAAAUACACUAGACCAUAGUAUAUAUUCAAGAGAUUAUGUCUCAAAUAAUUGAAUUUCAUUGUCAGGAAGGCAAAAUACAUUAUUUUCAGAUAAGUACACAAGUAUUCGAUGUGAUUAUUGAAAGACAAUUUAUUGUCAAGUUGUGUUCCAAGAAAUUUUGUAUAUUCUGUUGUUUCGAAACCUAGAUUUAUUUGGAGAGGACGCUGAUACUUGAAAAUAGGAUAAAUGUUGUUUUAUCUUCAUUAUUUAAUAAAUGAUUGUUUCUACACCAACAUUCGAAUUAAUUGAUUACUAGUUUUGUUUAUUUUCAAUUUCAUUUAGACAUGAGGACGUCACAAUGAUUGUUGUGUCAUCGGCAUACAUGAAAACUCGACCCUCGAGAAAAACCUAGCAUUCAGUUUCAAGGUUAAACCAAACUUCACCAUCAGAUCAGGCAAAUGUGUGGGGAAAAAGAGACCAAAAAAUUAGAGAUAAGUUCCAUGCCAGAACAGACCAAUCAUGCUUUAUUUCAACUAACGGGUGCUUUAAGAAAUUUAGUAUCUGAAGAACAUAUCUAUGAAACCUUCAUAUCAUGCGGAGCCAUUUCACAACUUUGUCAAACGAUGGAGUUAUUUUCAGCAGAUCUGGAUACUGUGGCUAAUAUUUCAAGAACACUGAGCAUAAUUUCAACCAACGAAUGUUGCUGUGACGCCCUAAUUGACUACAAAAAAAUCUACAAAAUAAUGAUCAGUUUGUUUGAAAAGUAUCCUGGUAGUGAAGAAAUAGUAGUUCGUUUGGCGUACACCUUGGGAAACAUUGUUGCAAAGAUCGACAACACUAGAGUAAAGUUCUACUAUGAAGAGAAUUCCGUGGAGAGUCUUCUGAAUUUGUGGAAAAUAUAUUUGGAACGCACACUUAAGAAUUGUUCGAUUAAAUCUGAAACCUAUGGAGCUUUCAUUAGUAAUCCAGAAGAUGUGAUGAUCAAGAUAAUCAGAGUUAUCGCAAAUAUCGUCAUUAAUCCGGAGAUCGGAAAGGCAAUGAAUGAGAAAUAUGGAAACCAGCUGAUUGACGAAAUACUCAAAGUACUUAUCAGUAAUCCCUUUAAGAAAAAUGAGGAAUUAGUUUUGUCUAUUCUCAGUACACUGAAUAAUUUAUCAUAUUAUUAUACAAGUGAAUUAGAAGUUGACAUUUUCCAUGUGAAGCAGGUUGAUAUAGUUGAAG